GUCUGAAGAAGGGUCUCGACCCAUUCCUUCUCUCCACAGAUGUUGCCUGACCCGCCGAGUUACUCCAGCUUUGUGUGUCUGUCGGAGCUGUUUUCUGGGCGGAACGUUUGUGCGGGCGCUGGGGGCCGCCGAGCCGGCGGAGGGAGGUGCCGGCGGUAGCCGUCUGCGGAGUGUUGGUGCGAGAGGCCGGUGGUGUUGGUGGCGGGAGCGGGAGGCCGGUGUUACGGGAGGCCGGUGUUGCGGGCGGCGGGAUGAACGAGGCCGACAUCGAGCCGCUGGCGCGAGGCGGCGGUUACCGCUGCUCGCUCUGCGACGUCCGCAUGCCCAACAGCCCCACAUUAAAUGAACAUGUUAAAGGAAAGAAACAUCAAAAACUUCUGAGUGUGAGGAAUACGAGGAAAUCGCAGCAAGAGAAGAGCGUGUUUGUGAGUGGUUUCCAAAAAGGCACGUCCAAUUUGGAGAUCACAGAUUACUUUCAGAACUUUGGCCCAGUUGCAAGUGUGAUAAUGGACAAAGACAAAGGAUUAUAUGCUAUUGUUGAGAUGGAAAGUGAUAAAGAAGUGGAAAAAGUGUUGUCUAUCCCACGGCACUCCAUGAACGGUCAGAAACUACGAGUGAAGCGCAGAGAGUAUAAGGAAUUCAAAUAUAUUCCGAAGAAAAGGCAGGAUCCUGGGGAAAAACAGUUCAUCGAUUUUGAAGAAUUAUCUCAGGCUCUCUGCCAAGCAAUUGAUGUUGAUGAACAAUUGAAGAAGUUGUUGGAGAUUUUUGAGUUUACAGACAAUGAAAGAAUGCUUAGGAAACUGAUUGUGUCGCUAUUACAGGAGGUCUUUUCAGAAUUCUUUCCAGGUUGUAAAAUCUUACCCUUUGGGUCAUCAGUGAAUGCGUUCGAUAUCCAUGGCUGUGACAUGGAUCUCUUCCUGGAUCUUGAAAAUACAAAAACUUAUCAGGCAAAUGCUAAUGCCGCAGUUGAAACUGAGGGGGAUACAGAUAUUAAACGGGAAACUCAGUCUGAGAGCGAAUCUGAAGAGUCGAUCUUGUCUGACAUUGACUUGAAAACCUCAACAACGCCUGAAAUACUUGAACUUGUAGCUACUGUUUUGCAAAAGUGUGUUCCAGGUGUUCACAAAGUUCAAGCUGUCACCACUGCCAGGCUUCCUGUGGUUAAAUUUAUUCAUAAGGAAUCAGGCUUGCAAGGAGACAUCUCUAUUAAUAAUAGGUUGGCUGUACGUAACACAAUGUUUCUUCAGUUAUGUGCCUCAUUGGAUCCAAGAGUGAGACCUCUGGUUUAUGCGAUUCGCCACUGGGCAAAACUGAAGCAUUUGGCUGGAAAUCCUUUUGGAGGGGGAUCAUUGAUGAAUAAUUAUGCAGUUACUCUCUUAGUUGUGUUCUUCCUUCAGAAUAGAACACCUCCAAUUCUUCCCACUGUGAACCAUUUAAAAGAGCAUGCAGGUGAGGAAGACCAAUGUAUAAUUGAUGGCUGGGACUGCUCUUUUCCAAGCGAUCGCUCUAAAAUUGAAGUCGAUACAAAUACUGAAACUUUAUGUGUACUUCUUGCAGAGUUUUAUAAGUUUUAUGCAGAGUUUGACUAUGCUGGGACUGUCAUUUCACUGAAGGAUGGUAAAGUUCAUGUUGUAACUGACUUCAUUGGACCCGAUUCAGAUAAAAAAAUUAGACUUGGUCCAAUUAAUAUUCAGGAUCCAUUUGAACUGAGUCACAAUGUCUCUGGAAACAUCAAUGAAAGGACAGCACAAAGGUUUAAGCGACAAUUGGAUGAAGCCUGCAAGUACUGUCGCAGCCUGCAGUACCAGCGAAAAUCUAACAAAGGGAAGGUCUGGGGUAUAGUCAGAUUGUUUCAACCUUUAAGUAGCACUGACUGUUCCCCUGCACCUUCCCCAGGUGCAGAUCAUAGCGCAGGCAAAGAAAUGAGCCAAGGUGAGAAUUUGAUAAAUAUCCCCUUCAAGCUGUCGUGUCUUUCUGAACAAACGAGGAAAAGAUUACACGGAUCUCCAGAUUUUAGGGAAAUUUGGUUUGAUAAAGUAUGCCAUGCUGUUCACUACGUAAUGGAGUCCAUCCUUAAAUGUAGCUGUGCAAAUACUGAGGAAAAUAACAUACAGAUCAAUGAUGCAAAAAUCACCAGCUCAAAUGGAGUUAAGAAUAUAGAAGAAGAGAUUAACUUUGGAGUAAAGAGACCCUCUCUUGCGGAAGAGAAAGCAGAAGCAUCAAGUGCCAAAAGAGCAAAGACUGAUACAAUUGAGGCUCCAUUGUACCAGGGAGAAGUGACUUGGCAUUUUGCUGUGUGGAGCAGAGUAUGGAUUGGACGGAGAAAGGUGAGGCGUCAGCUCCGUUACAGAACAAAUGAAUCUGAUUCGGGCGAUUGCACAGUUAUCAGUUCCUUAGAAACAGAAGGUAAAGUUACUGAAGCUAUAUUGCAGCAGCAGGAGGAGAAUGGGGAUAAAUCCUCACCAUUAAUAACCUUUAAAUUCGAUGCCUUUUUGGUUGGAGGUAAUGAAGACACGAGGACUUUGAUCAGAGUUGCCCCAAUUCAAGAAUGCACGUUAUUUAUCGAAUUCUUUCAUUUUCUGGAAUCAUUUGUUCCCAAGAUGGUUGAAAAGUGCAUUGAGAAAUCUGACGAGAUGAUAUGAUGUGGCAUUUGACGUAUUUUCAUAACUAUUUUUAUAAAUAAAUGCCUAUUGAACAGUUUAUACGUUUCUCAGAAAAACUAUGCUAAUCUAAACAGAAGUUUGUGUUGUUAGUUGUUUAGUUAGGGAGUAAUCAUCUGUGUUGGAAAGGUAAAAUUGGGGUGAGCAAAAUUAGGGUGACCUUAACAUAGAAGUUCUUUACAUUAAAGUUCUGUAAUGAGUAUGUUGUGCACAAUGCAACAUACAAGUUAUGUCAACGUAUGUUGACAAGUGGCUUCUUGUCUACACAAAGAGCUGGUUUGAGUUGGGGUUUUCUGGAGAGAAAUUUGGUUAGGUGUGUUCUAAAUGAGCGGAACAUCAGAUAAUAUGACAUUUUUGUAUUAACUUUGCUGGCAAUAAAUGUGAGUUUAAUUGGGUUAUCUGUUCUCUUUAGUUCUAUAAUUUGAGGUACUAUUUUCUAUUUGUAGAGCAGCCUUGCUAUGCAAUGUAUUUAAAUGUAAUGGCCCUGUCCCACGGUACGAGUUCAUUCCAAGAGCUCUCCCGAGUUUAAAAAAAAUGAAACUCGUGGUAUGCACGGAGAAUGAACGUAGCGGGUACGUCGGAGCUCGGGGACGUCUUAGCACUCGUAACGCUAACGGCAGGUACUUGGGAAGACUCGCUAACGGCAGGUAAGCUCGGGAAGACUCGAAGAUUUUUCAACAUGUUGAAAAAUGUCCACGAGAGCCCCAAGUACCGACGAGCGACCACUACCAUAAAUCUCCGAGUUCGAAUCAGGGCAAACUCGGGAGAGCUCUUGGAGUGAACUCGCACAGUGGGACAGGGCCAUUUCUCAACAACAAUUUUUAUUCAUACCUUUAACAUUGUAAAUUUCCUGCAGUGCUUCACAGCAAUGUUAUCAAACAAAAAUGUUACUGAAGGACCGAUGACCAAAUAUUGAAGGCAAUUGGUUUUAUAGAGUGCCUUAAAAGAAUGAAAAGUUAAUGUUGGAAAGGAUCGUGGAGGAAAUUCUAGAAUAUUUUAACAACUAAAAGCAUUGCCAUUAAUUAUAGAACAAGGACAUUUGGGAAGGAGUAAGGGCCAGAAUUAAAGGAUCAUGUAUAUGCUAGAAUGUUAUUAGAACUCGUGGAGAUCAGCAAAAUAGUUCAAGGAGGGACAGUGGAUAGAUUUUCUUUUACUUUCUAGCUUUUAUCAAAAUUGCAACUGCAAACAUUUACAUCAACAGUGAUUUUUUUUUGUGUAAAGUUCUUUAAUCUGCUUUCUCCCUGACCAGCAGUCCUGUUCUGUACAUCAUAUUCCGAUUUGUAUUAUCUUUAUCCGAUCUAACCAAAGAGUUUUGAUUUCUAAUUGUUAAACUUGGCAACAAUAAAGAUAUACAGAAUGUUAUGUUUCAAAUA
Molecule: messenger RNA, 4033 nt
Organism: Leucoraja erinaceus (little skate)
Lineage: Eukaryota; Metazoa; Chordata; Chondrichthyes; Rajiformes; Rajidae
Gene: tut1
Product: terminal uridylyl transferase 1, U6 snRNA-specific
Exons: 10
Coding region: 252-2642 (796 amino acids)
Cellular component (GO): mitochondrion
Molecular function (GO): RNA binding; poly(A) RNA polymerase activity; zinc ion binding
Source: RefSeq, a predicted model, not a curated record